Xyrichtys novacula (pearly razorfish) is the source of this 22464-nucleotide messenger RNA. NCBI's taxonomy places the organism in Eukaryota, Metazoa, Chordata, Actinopteri, Labriformes, Labridae. The record is from the annotation of a GenBank genome assembly.
AUGAGACAAAGCAUGAAAAUGUCCUCGAGCAGCACCAGAACCAGCUUUGGUGGUGGAGGAGGAUCAUUUAGCAGCGGUUUUGGCGCUGGUGGAAGUGGUAGUGGUGGCGGUGCACGAUUUACAGCAAGAUCUGCCAUUGUUAGCAGUAGCAGGCCCAUGGCCAUGUCAAUGUCUUCAGGUGGCAUGAGAGUAAGCAGUGGUGGAUACGGUGGUGGUGGUGGUGGAUACGGUGGUGGUGGUUUCACUGUAACCAGUAUGAGUGGUGGCGGAUAUGGCAUGGGAGGUGCUGGUGGCGGCUUCGGUGCCGGCAUGGGUGGCAUGGGCGGCAUGGGCGGCAUGGGAACAAUCUCAAAUGUCCAAGUCAACCAAAGCCUGCUUGCCCCUCUGAACCUUGAGAUCGACCCAAAUAUCCAGACAGUCCGAACCCAGGAGAAAGAGCAGAUCAAAACCCUCAACAACCGCUUUGCCUCCUUCAUUGACAAGGUAAGAGAUUCAUUUUCAUCACAUGUUGGCACAGCUGUCAUGAAGUUUAUUUUCUAGACAUGAACUGGUUUAAAAUUAUUUCUCAUACGUCAUAGUCUAUUUACAUGUAGAAAAAUCCAGAAUGAUGACCCCAGUGUUCAUCAGGCAGAACAGCAGAUAACAUGAGGAAUCCAUGUCUAAUGGAUGUAAUGAUGAGCUAGAGUUAAAUGGUUUGUAGGAGCAUGAAUAACUGCUGCAAGAUGCUUCUAAGGGGACCUCUGGAUUCACUUAAUAUUGCACAGCAAAUGAUCAGACUCCUCAAAAAUGCUGUAACUCCUAAAGUCAAAGCUGACAAGCACCAGAUUUUAGUGUGAUUAUGAUGUGGUGAGACCCUAAUAACUGCAGGGUUGUAAAGUUCUUUCAGCAAACUCUGCAUCAGCUAACACUUCUAAGACUUUCAGUGAAACCUGACCUGCCCCUUAAACUGGUCAAUAACUGAACCCUUGUCAGCUGUCUCUGCAUAGACUGAGAGGCAGGAAACACUGGAGUGGUUGGAUCCAGUGACGCUCAGCAUUGGGGAAGGGAUCAGGUUAUCGCACACAUCCAUGGCAGCAAGACCUCACAAUGUUUUAUGGUUGCUGCAGGAAAGGCCCCUAAACUUUUGUAUUGUACAAUUUGUUCAAAUUUCCACUCAUAAUUUGAACAUUUUACUGGGGGGAUGAUUAUUUUUGUAAACAAAUCUGCACUUUUUCAUGUUUGACUGAGUAAUUUGUAAAGAUAAUAAAAUGCAAGGGAGGUUCUCAAUGACCCCCUUUGAGAAAAAAAAAGUGCUUAGUUAGCAAUUCCCCAGACAGCGCUCGUCCACAGACAGCCAUCUGCAUGCCUUUUCAAAUCAUUUAGGGAAGUUCUGUGGCAGUGAGAUGAUUCAAAAUCAUAAUUAUGAUUUGUUAUUUUAAAGCAAAGCAUGUUUUGAGCAUCAACCGUCACUUUUACCUUCGAGUAUCAGCAUUCAACUGAUGCAUCAAUAAAUAGCUUACCGUUAAUUACUGAGGGCUGUGGCAGACAAGUUCACUAUGUGAAGUAUGCAUCUUGGAGGCAAGGGAGUGGUAAUGUCGGGGUUUGAGGGGAGGGGCAAGGCCAAGGUGUGGCAAACCUCACCUUGUCUCAAAAAAAGAAAAAAAAGAAAAAAAAAAGUAAAGGGACAAAGUCACACCCCCAUAAGAAGAAGUUUGGCUCCGCCUGCUCUUGGGCUUUGAAGUUAGAUGCAGAUAUCUUUUCUCUGUCUCCCUUUAAAACAUGUUUGUCAGCAUGUCAGUUACUCUAAAAAAGGUUCUGACUGAGAUCGAAUGCUCUGUUCAAGGAGACUUCAGUCUGAGCUGUGUCUGUGACUCUGUGCCCUGAGGGGUAUUUUCAUGCAGCAGCUCUGUGUGGGAAAGUCACACAAAGGUACGGCUCUUAAGAUCACCUGAGUAAAGUAAAACAAAGAUGACAAACAACUAUACUGCCUUGCAGUCAGCAUGCUGAAUUAAGGAUAAAAGAGGCAGUAAAUUAAGACCACAUUUCUUAAAAAGUUGUUUGGCCAGAUGGGAUCAAACAAGAGCAACUAAAACACUGCCGCCACUCCUGUUCAAAGAUAUGGAUUAUAAACAGUCUUUAUUCUGUCAAAAAAUCUAGUAAAUGUAGCAAAUACACCCCACGCCCAUUUGGGAACAUUGAGUUUGGUAAUUUAUCAGUUUCCAUUUUGUUUGUUAGCAAACAAAUAUGGGCUUCUUUCAAUGUCAGGGUAGAAAGGAGUCUAUCCUGGUCAAUGUCACAUGUUGACUUGUCAAUCAUUUAAAGCUCCACCAUGAAGUUUACUUAUUACUGCUUCAUUUAAACUAAAUGGGUUCAUAAUUUAGAAAUGAGCUUUCUGCUAGAAGGAAAAAAUGUUCAAUGAUGUGAGAAAUCCAUUUUUCAAUGCACUUCUGUGUUACAGAUUUCUUUAUGUUGUAUUUUGGGGCUUUUAUACAAUUUUUAGAGGAAGUAGAUUAUGGAUACGACAAGAAAAUGAAGGGGGGGCUGCACAGGAAAGAGGCCUAAGGUUGGAUGUGAAAAUAGGCCCCCUUACAUGACUGCGGAUGACAAAUUACUGCCCUGCAUUCUACUGAACGGAGACCAGGGAGUCCUGUCUACAAUCUGCUAUCCCUCAGUAACAGUGGACUCACACUGCACAUAUCUAUUCAUUUUUCAGGUGCGCUUCCUGGAGCAGCAGAACAAAAUGCUUGAAACCAAGUGGAGCCUGCUGCAAGAACAGACCACCGGAGGCCGCUCCAACAUUGAUGCCAUGUUUGAGGCUUACAUCGCCAACCUCCGCAGACAGCUUGAUGGGCUCGGCAAUGAGAAGGUCAAGCUGGAGGGAGAGCUGAGGAACAUGCAAGGAUUGGUGGAGGACUUUAAGGCAAAGUGAGUAAACAUCCAGCACAGAUGACCUUCAGUAGCAGAUUUGUCCCAACAAUUGAUUAUUUCCACUUAUUUGUCAGAUAUGAAGAUGAAAUCAACAAGCGUGCUGCUGUAGAGAAUGAGUUUGUGCUCCUCAAGAAGGUGAGAGCUGAAAAUUGUUGUUACUCUCCUGAAGAAAUUGUUUCUUUCUUUUCCAAUAUAAUCUAACAGCCAACUUUUCCUUUUCUGUUGUUGACAGGAUGUUGAUGCAGCUUACAUGACUAAGGUUGAGCUAGAAGCCAGGGUUGACGCACUUCAAGAUGAAAUCAACUUCCUCAGAGCUGUCUUUGCGGCGGUAAGAAUGCUUUUUCUUCCCUUUUAUGUUAAGGCAAACACUUGUUUCACAGGAAAAAGAGAUAUAGUGCUUUUUAAUUUCAUUUCUAAACAUGACAUGACUCUUCUGCAGGAACUGGCUGAACUCCAGGGACAGAUCAAGGACACUUCAGUGAUUGUUUCAGUGGACAACAUCCGCGACCUGGACAUGGACGCCAUUGUUGCUGAUGUCAAGGCUCAGUAUGAAGACGUUGCAGCCCGCAGCCGUGCUGAAGCUGAGUGUUGGUACAAUCAGAAGGUAGGUAGAGAUCAACACCUCAGAUGUGAAAUAAUAAAACAUAUCCUGAAUUAUUAAAAAAAAUGGGAUGUGUAAUAACAGCCAUUUUCACUAUUUUCCUUUAGUUCCAGGAGAUUCAGGCUACUGCAGGUUCAGCCGGGGAUGACCUUCGCAACACAAAGAGUGAGAUUGCUGAGCUCAACCGCAUGAUUAGCCGUCUCCAGAAUGAGAUUGAGUCAGUGAAGGCACAGGUAUGUUCACAGUCUAAGCAGCAUGAUCUUAACUUCUUUUUAACUAUAGACCUUUAAGUCAUACACACACACACACACACACACACACACACACACACACACACACACACACACACACACACACACACACACACAUACACACACACACACACACACACACAAAAGGUAAAAAAGUAAACAAACGGUAGCAGACUUAAGUUAUAAAAGAUCCCUUUACAUACUAUAUCUGACCCUGUCUGCCUAGCGUGGUAACCUGGAGGCCCAGAUCGCUGAGGCUGAGGAGCGUGGGGAGCUGGCUGUCAAGGACGCCAAGGCCCGCGUCAAGGACCUGGAGGAGGCCCUGCAGAGAGCCAAACAGGACAUGGCCCGCCAGGUGCGUGAGUACCAGGAGCUCAUGAACGUCAAGCUUGCCCUGGACAUUGAGAUCGCCACCUACAGGAAGCUUCUGGAGGGAGAGGAGUGCAGGUAUUGAAAAGCAGAAGUUACUCUGACAUUGGUUUACAUUGUGCGGGGCCUCAGAUAAGAAUUGUUAUACUUGUUUGCAGACUUGCUGGGGGUGUACAAGCAACCGUUCACGUACAGCAAUCAACCUCAAGCUACGGUAUGUAUAAAAAAGUCAUCAAAUGUUUGCUUGAUACCCAAAAACCUAAGAUUUGAAAGAUUCAUGAGAUUUUCAUUUUAUCCCAAACCACAGGUGGUGGUGGCGGUGGAGGUGGCGGCGGAUACGGCGGCGGAUACGGUGCUGGCGGCGGAUACGGCGGCGGAUACGGUGCUGGCGGCGGCGGCGGAUACGGUGGUGGCAGCAGCUUCAGCAGUGGCGGCGGCGGAUACGGUGGUGGCGGCGGCGGCGGUGUGAUCGCAAUAUCACGGUCAAGCUCGACAUCCACCCGGCGUUUUUAAAGUCAGCAGCUGUCCUCUCCUCCUCUUUUUUCUCCCUCCACCUCCUUUUUCUCCACCUCUUUUACCUUAUGCUACUCAUAAAAGCCUUCACCACCUCUGAACAUAAACCAGACCCUGGAAAAUUUCUGUUCCACCUUGAACAAAUGGCAGAUUGAUGUAAUGGCACAGUCUCUUUUGGUGUUUAGUCCCUGUGUUGCUCCUCCCUCUUUGACACCACGGGGUGAGACAUAACAUCAAAAACACACGUAGAGGCAGAGCGUUUUUAAACCCAAAAAGAGCAGCAGAGUUGUGAGUCGUCCUCUCUUUUUUAAUAACAGUCAGCCUGGCUGUCUUUUGCUUGAUCGAUGUGCUGUCAUACAGACAAGAAGAUACUUGUAGUGUCAUGUCAGGAAAUCUUUACAAAGCCACAAGCAAUGUACAAAUUUCAAAUUUCAGUUUUGGGGUCCUCUUUUUCUUCUCCUGUUCUGAGAGAAAAUUAGCUCUCCACUACAGCAAACCAGAGGGUUUCGGAUUCUGCUUCACUUCCAUUUCCACUCUCAACAAAAAAAGCAACAUGGAUAAGGCUGACUGGGAAAGCAGAUUUAUCAUGAAUUUGUACCAUCAAAUACCUUGAAUAAAUCUGAUUUCAUUUUCACUUUGGCAGUUUGGGGUCUUUUUUACACUUUGUUGUACAUCGACUUGAGAACUAUACAAAUAAAUUACAGCAUGUCCUAGAGUUCAUAAAGAAAAGGGGGACCAAUAAAAGACUAUCUUUGAGGUUCACAAGUUUUUGAGAGGAUGUUUUACUUUUUAGUUAACAGAAAACAAUCUGAAGCAAUUAUUCAACUGUUGACUAAAAUGAGAGCUGUUGCUAGCAUUAGCUACUGGUUAAAAACACCUCCUGGACAUUUACUGAUAGGACCUGACUUAUUUUAAAACUGCACCCUUCUAAAGGGGUCUGAAAUGUGCCUUUGAUUGCAAAGUACUCUACCAUCCUUAAAAAUAUAUAUUUUAUUCCAAUAUGUAAGAAUAUUCAAAAACUACAAGCUACUUACAUGUUUACACAGGUGGUUGUAUACAUUGGAGAUGUGUUAACAAAUGAUUUAUGAACAGAAGACAUUUUCUGAAGUGAUGGCUCAACAUACAUCUUGACAGAUAUAUUAUACAGAAACCCUGUUUACAAAAGAGGCCUUAUACACCGGCAAAAACAGGGCCACUUACAUCCCCCAUCCCUGAACUCAAUAUACAAGAUAUAUUUCAGUUGAAAAUCUUUAUUGAUUACAUUUCCUUUUUUAAGAAAAUUUAAGAAAAGAAAAUCAGAAUGAUCAGUGGAAACCUAAAUCAUUAACCCACAGUUGACUGGAUUCAGAAUCAUCCUCAAAAUUACAAUGAAAAAUGAGAUUAUAGCCUGUUCCAACUUCAGUGAACUUUCUCCAGACAUUUUACAAUGUGACUCAGGUGUGUGUAAGGCCUCUAUGUGCUUGAAUGCACUCCCCACAACAUCCGAGCUCCUGAUGAACACAACCGAUGGUCUCCUCGAGGACCUGCUCUUAGAUCUGGAUCAGGGCAUCAGUUAGCUCCUGGACAGUCUGAAGUGUGAUGUGGCAGUGUGGAGGAUGUGAAUGGAUGUGCCAUCCUUGAGAAGCUGCACUCAGGAACUCCUGUGGGCUGCAGAUACUACCUCAUGGUACCAGUAGUUGAAAAGGCUCGGGACCUGCCACCACCUGUAAACCACUGCUUGAUAGGGGAUGUCUCAUGAAUUCCCUUACCUAUCCAUCUGUUAUCCCACCCAUCUGUUAUAUACAUUUACUCUGAGUUACACAAAAAAUGUGUUCCCUGUAUUUUUUUAGCAUUGAUGUAUAGAAAUAUGCUUGACAUAUUAUGACAGCUUGUUUAACCAUUUUGCAUGUAAAGACUUAUGCGAUGAACUAAUGCCUAAAUGUUGUGGGGGGUGAGACUAUUCAACAGAGACCCAUUAUAAUACAUUUUGAUCAACAUGAUAUAAGCAACUGAUAAUGUAGAAAACAGCAGAAAAUUGUACAUAAUCAAUUGCAUGGAUGUACCAAAGCAUUUGCAAGUUGUUCAAAGAAAUGAGAAACUGCUUUUUUGAUGUGCACAAGUGGCACAAUGAUGUGAAGAUUGAACACGUAGUUUUGAGAAUUUCAAUUCUGAUCUGAGAAAUGUACCAAAGCGACUGAGAAAAACUGUAAUAGAGAAAAUUAAGUGCACACCGAUCCUGAUCAUACAGCACAUUUUGAUGUAUAAUUUGUCCUACAAAUCUUCAAGCUACGCACUAUUGUAUAGGGGCCUGCACUAAAGUUAAUAGCAUCUCUAUUGUGUAAGUGCCGGUGCAUUUCUCUGUGGCCCUAAUGAGGACUUUGAUUGAGAGUUAAGGUUUUAUCAAACUGCUCUAAAAGUGAUUCAGUGAUACAGAGAUAGCAAAGCAGUCCCUAAUUAGUGAUUGUGAAUUGGUCUCAGCUAUGGGCCUGGCUGGAGGCUAACAGAUUGCCACGGCAACUUGAGUUGGUUGCCCAUAACAAUAGAAGCACUGCAGGCUGAUGCAGUCAAAACGAGAAAAAGAGCUUUGUUUUUUUGUUUGUUUGUUUUUUGUUUUGUUUUUGUUUUUUUGCUUAGGUGCUGGUCUGACAUUUGGACUUUUUUUGACAAAUCAGUAGCUCUUAUGAGGGAAGAAAAAAAAAAUACAGGUUAAAAGUUUGGAUACACUUGCGUGUUACUUGCAGCACAAAGGUUUUUGUAUUUCACAAGUGAAUUCAACACUUGUAUUUACCUGUAAGUAAAAAAAUAAAAAAACAAAUAAAUUACAACACUAAAAUGUUGUAGUGGCGGCCCACCAUGCCUCAUUUCCCACCAUGCAUUGAAUUAGACAAAGUUUGUGGUUGCAAAUCUUGAGAACAAAGUGGCAUUAAGUUUUUAAGAUGUGCUUAUAAGUGGUAUUGGCCAAAAGUAAGUUUUUGGGAUGCAAGCCAAUUUAGAACCGUUAUGAUAUGACGCGUACAACAUAUGUAUUAUAUAAGCACUGAAUGCCAUUCCUCUCCGAGCACUGGGUGUGUCAAGCCACGAUCAUUUCACAGGGUUAGCUAAUCUGCUCCUGGCCAAUCUAACUGCCAGUAAAUGCAUCUUCCAGGAUCCAGGUAAUAGAAGGCAGGUAAAGGAGGUACAGAGAAGGCGGAGUUCACUGGGACCUCCCACAGAGUACAAGGCAGAUAAAAGUCCAUCACCCAGAGAAAGAAGACACUUUGAGGGACUCGACUCUCCUCUUAGUGCACCUUGCCAAACCUCUCUCUGCUCUUCUUUUUUCUCCGUGAAUUUUUACCUGUCAUCGGACAAGAUGAGAUCAAGCAUGAAAAUGUCCUCGAGCAGCACCAGAACCAGCUUUGGUGGUGGUGGUGGUGGAGGAGGUUCAUUUAGCAGUAGUUUUGGCUCUGGUGGAGGUGGUGGAGGUGGCAGUGCACGAUUUACUGCAAGAUCUGCCAUUGUUAGCGGUAACAGGGCCAUGUCUAUGGCUUCAGGUGGCAUGAGAGUCAGCAGUGGUGGAUACGGUGGUGGUGGUGGUGGUGGUGGUGGUGGUGGAUAUGGUGGUGGUUACGGUGGUGGUGGUGGUGGUUUCACUGUAACCAGUAUGAGUGGUGGCGGAUUUGGCAUGGGAGGUGCUGGUGGCGGCGGCUUCGGUGGCAUGGGUGCCGGCAUGGGCGGCAUGGGAACAAUCUCAAAUGUCCAAGUCAACCAAAGCCUGCUUGCCCCUCUGAACCUUGAGAUCGACCCAAAUAUCCAGACAGUACGAACCCAGGAGAAAGAGCAGAUCAAAACCCUCAACAACCGCUUUGCCUCCUUCAUUGACAAGGUAAGAGAUUCAUUUUCAUCACAUGUUGGCACAGCUGUCAUGAAGUUUAUUUUCUAGACAUGAACUGGUUUAAAAUUAUUUCUCAUACGUCAUAGUCUAUUUACAUGUAGAAAAAUCCAGAAUGAUGACCCCAGUGUUCAUCAGGCAGAACAGCAGAUAACAUUAGGAAUCCAUGUCUAAUGGAUGUAAUGAUGAGCUAGAGUUAAAUGGUUUGUAGGAGCAUGAAUAACUGCUGCAAGAUGCUUCUAAGGGGACCUCUGGAUUCACUUAAUAUUGCACAACAAAUGAUCAGACUCCUCAAAAAUGCUGUAACUCCUAAAGUCAAAGCUGACAAGCACCAGAUUGUAGUGUGAUUAUGAUGUGGUGAGACCCUAAUAACUGCAGGGUUGUAAAGUUCUUUCAGCAAACUCUGCAUCAGCUAACACUUCUAAGACUUUAAGUGAAACCUGACCUGCCCCUUAAACUGGUCAAUAACUGAACCCUUGCCAGCUGUCUCUGCAUAGACUGAGAGGCAGGAAACACUGGAGUGGUUGGAACCAGUGAUGCUCAGAAUUAGGGAAGGGAUCAGGUUAUCGCACACAUCCAUGGCAGCAAGACCUCACAAUGUUUUAUGGUUGCUGCAGGAAAGCCCCUUAAACUUUUGUAUCGUACAAUUUGUUCAAAUUUCCACUCAUAAUUUGAACAUUUUACUGGGGGGAUGAUUAUUUUUGUAAACAAAUCUGCACUUUUUCAUGUUUGACUGAGUAAUUUGUAAAGAUAAAAAAAUGCAAGGGAGGUUCACAAUCACCCCCUUUGAGAAAAAAAAUGCUUAGUUAGCAAUUCCUUAGACAGUGCUCGUCUACAGACAGCCAUCUGCAUGCCUUUUAAAAUCAUUUAGGGAAGUUCUGUGGCAGCGAGAUGAUUCAAAAUCAUAAUUAUGAUAUGUUAUUUUAAAGCAAAGCAUGUUUUGAGCAUCAACUGUCACUUUUACCUUCGAGUAUCAGCAUUCAACUGAUGCAUCAAUAAGUAGCUUACCGUUAAUUACUGAGGGCUGUGGCAUACAAGUUCACUAUGUGAAGUAUGCAUCUUGGAGGCAAGGGAGUGGUAAUGUCGGGGUUUGAGGGGAGGGGCAAGGCCAAGGUGUGGCAAACCUCACCUUGUCUCCAAAAAAAAAAAAAGGAAAAAAAAAUGUAAAGGGACAAAGUCACACCCCCAUAAGAAGAAGUUUGGCUCCGCCUGCUGUUGGGCUUUGAAGUUGGAUGCAGAUAUCUUUUCUCUGUCUCCCUUUAAAACAUGUUUGUCAGCAUGUAAGUUACUCUAAAAAAGGUUCUGACUGAGAUGGAAUUCUCUGUUGCAGUCAGCAUGCUGAAUUAAGGAUAAAAGAGGCAGUAAAUUAAGACCACAUUUCUUAAAAAGUUGUUUGGCCAGAUGGGAUCAAACAAGAACAACUAAAACACUGCCGCCACUCCUGUUCAAAGAUAUGGAUUAUAAACAGUCUUUAUUCUGUCAAAAAAUCUAGUAAAUGUAGCAAAUACACCCCACGCCCAUUUGGGAACAUUGAGUUUGGUAAUUUAUCAUUUUCCAUUUUGUUUGUUAGCAAACAAAUAUGGACUUCUUUCAAUGUCAGGGUAGAAAGGAGUCUAUCCUGGCCAAUGUCACAUGUUGACUUGUCAAUCAUUUAAAUCUCUACCAUGAAGUUUACUUAUUACUGCUUCAUUUAAACUAAAUGGGUUCAUAAUUUAGAAAUGAGCUUUCAGCUAGAAGGAAAAAAUGUUCAAUGAUGUGAGAAAUCCAUUUUCAAUGCACUUCUGUGUUACAGAUUUCUUUAUGUUGUAUUUUGGGGCUUUUAUACAUUUUUUAGAGGAAGUAGAUUAUGGAUUCGACAAGAAAAUGAAGGGGGGGCUGCACAGGAAAGAGGCCUAAGGUUGGAUGUGAAAAUAGGCCCCCUUACAUGACUGCGGAUGACAAAUUACUGCCCUGCAUUCUACUGAACAGAGACCAGGGAGUCCUGUCUACAAUCUGCUAUCCCUCAGUAACAGUGGACUCACACUGCACAUAUCUAUUCAUUUUUCAGGUGCGCUUCCUGGAGCAGCAGAACAAAAUGCUUGAAACCAAGUGGAGCCUGCUGCAAGAACAGACCACCACCCGCUCCAACAUUGAUGCCAUGUUUGAGGCUUACAUCGCCAACCUCCGCAGACAGCUUGAUGGGCUCGGCAAUGAGAAGGUCAAGCUGGAGGGAGAGCUGAGGAACAUGCAGGGAUUGGUGGAGGACUUUAAGACCAAGUGAGUAAACAUCCAGCACAGAUGACCUUCAGUAGCAGAUUUGUCCCAACAACUGAUUAUUUCCACUUAUUUGUCAGAUAUGAAGAUGAAAUCAACAAGCGUGCUGCUGUAGAGAAUGAGUUUGUGCUCCUCAAGAAGGUGAGAGCUGAAAAUUGUUGUUACUCUUCUGAAGAAAUUGUUUCUUUCUUUUCCAAUAUAAUCUAACAGCCAACUUUUCCUUUUCUGUUGUUGACAGGAUGUUGAUGCAGCUUACAUGGCUAAGGUUGAGCUGGAAGCCAGGGUUGACGCACUUCAAGAUGAAAUCAACUUCCUCAGAGCUGUCUUUGAGGCGGUAAGAAUGCUUUUUCUUCACUUUUAUGUUAAGGCAAACACUUGUUUCACAGGAAAAAGAGAUAUAGUGCUUUUUAAUUUCAUUUCUAAACAUGACAUGACUCUUCUGCAGGAACUGCGUGAACUCCAGGGACAGAUCAAAGACACUUCAGUGAUUGUUGAAAUGGACAACAGCCGCAACCUGGACAUGGACGCCAUUGUUGCUGACGUCAAGGCUCAGUAUGAGGAAGUUGCAGCCCGCAGCCGUGCUGAAGCUGAGUGUUGGUACCAGCAGAAGGUAGGUAGAGAUCAACACCUCAGAUGUGAAAUAAUAAAACAUAUCCUGAAUUAUUUAAAAGAAAUGGGAUAUGUAAUGACAGUCAUUUUUAGUUCCAGGAGAUUCAGGCUACUGCAGGUUCAGCCGGGGAUGACCUUCGCAACACAAAGAGUGAGAUUGCUGAGCUCAACCGCAUGAUUAGCCGUCUCCAGAAUGAGAUUGAGUCAGUGAAGACACAGGUAUGUUCACAGUCUAAGCAGCAUGAUCUUAACUUCUUUUUAACUAUAGACCUUUAAGUCAUACACACACACACACACACACACACACACACACACACACACACACACACACACACACAAAAGGUAAAAAAGUAAACAAACAGUAGCAGACUUAAGUUAUAAAAGAUCCCUUUACAUACUAUAUCUGACCCUGUCUGCCUAGCGUGGCAACCUGGAGGCCCAGAUCGCUGAGGCUGAGGAGCGUGGGGAGCUGGCUGUCAAGGACGCCAAGGCCCGCAUCAAGGACCUGGAGGAGGCCCUGCAGAGAGCCAAACAGGACAUGGCCCGCCAGGUGCGUGAGUACCAGGAGCUCAUGAACGUCAAGCUUGCCCUGGACAUUGAGAUCGCCACCUACAGGAAGCUUCUGGAGGGAGAGGAGAUCAGGUAUUGAAAAGCAGAAGUUACUCUGACAUUGGUUUACAUUGUGCAGGGCCUCAGAUAAGAAUUGUUAUACUUGUUUGCAGACUUGCCGCUGGGGGUGUACAAGCAACCGUUCACGUACAGCAAUCAGCCUCAAGCUUCGGUACGUAUAAAAAAGUCAUCAAAUGUUUGCUUGAUACCCAAAAACCUAAGAUUUGAAAGAUUCAUGAGAUUUUCAUUUUAUCCAAAACCACAGGUGGUGGCGGUGGAGGUGGCGGCGGAUACGGCGGCGGAUACGGCGGCGGAUACGGUGCUGGCGGUGGCGGUGGCGGCGGCGGCGGAUACGGUGCUGGCGGCGGCAGCGGAUACGGUGGUGGCAGCAUGAUGAUGAGUGGUGGUGGCGGAUACGGUGGCGGCGGCGGCGGCGGUGUGAUCGCAAUAUCACGGUCAAGCUCGACAUCCACCCGGCGUUUUUAAAGUCAGCAGCUGUCCUCUCCUCCUCUUUUUUCUCCCUCCACCUCCUUUUUCUCCACCUCUUUUACCUUAUGCUACUCAUAAAAGCCUUCACCACCUCUGAACAUAAACCAGACCCUGGAAAAUUUCUGUUCCACCUUGAACAAAUGGCAGAUUGAUGUAAUGGCACAGUCUCUUUUGGUGCUUAGACCCUGUGUUGCUCCUCCCUCUUUGACACCACGGGGUGAGAGAUAACAUCAGAAACACACGUAGAGGCAGAGCGUUUUUUAAACCCAAAAAGAGCAGCAGAGUUGUGAGUCGUCCUCUCUUUUUUAAUAACAGUCAGCCUGGCUGUCUUUUGCUUGAUCGAUGUGCUGUCAUACAGACAAGAAGAUACUUGUAGUGUCAUGUCAGGAAAUCUUUACAAAGCCACAAGCAAUGUACACAAAAUGACAACAGUGGAUGUAAGGUUUUAGCAGGAGGGUAGGACUUUAUAUCUGGCCUUGAAUAUAGAAAACGUACAUGACAUACACCUGUCACACCUAUAACACCUCUUCCCUGCAAAGUCUCCUCUGUUGCCUCACACCUGUCAUCCUGUGGUGCAUUUUAACGUCACAAAGCAAAAGCAGCCCCACUUCACACUCUCAAAUAUCAGUUUUGGGGUCCUCUUUUUCUUCUCCUGUUCUGAGAGAAAAUUAGCUCUCCACUACAGCAAACCAGAGGGUUUCGGAUUCUGCUUCACUUCCAUUUCCACUCUCAACAAAAAAAGCAACAUGGAUAAGGCUGACUGGGAAAGCAGAUUUAUCAUGAAUUUGUACCAUCAAAUACCUUGAAUAAAUCUGAUUUCAUUUUCACUUUGGCAGUUUGGGGUCUUUUUUACACUUUGUUGUACAUCGACUUGAGAACUAUACAAAUAAAUUACAGCAUGUCCUAGAGUUCAUAAAGAAAAGGGGGACCAAUAAAAGACUAUCUUUGAGGUUCACAAGUUUUUGAGAGGAUGUUUUACUUUUUAGUUAACAGAAAACAAUCUGAAGCAAUUAUUCAACUGUUGACUAAAAUGAGAGCUGUUGCUAGCAUUAGCUACUGGUUAAAAACACCUCCUGGACAUUUACUGAUAGGACCUGACUUAUUUUAAAACUGCACCCUUCUAAAGGGGUCUGAAAUGUGCCUUUGAUUGCAAAGUACUCUACCAUCCUUAAAAAUAUAUAUUUUAUUCCAAUAUGUAAGAAUAUUCAAAAACUACAAGCUACUUACAUGUUUACACAGGUGGUUGUAUACAUUGGAGAUGUGUUAACAAAUGAUUUAUGAACAGAAGACAUUUUCUGAAGUGAUGGCUCAACAUACAUCUUGACAGAUAUAUUAUACAGAAACCCUGUUUACAAAAGAGGCCUUAUACACCGGCAAAAACAGGGCCACUUACAUCCCCCAUCCCUGAACUCAAUAUACAAGAUAUAUUUCAGUUGAAAAUCUUUAUUGAUUACAUUUCCUUUUUUAAGAAAAUUUAAGAAAAGAAAAUCAGAAUGAUCAGUGGAAACCUAAAUCAUUAACCCACAGUUGACUGGAUUCAGAAUCAUCCUCAAAAUUACAAUGAAAAAUGAGAUUAUAGCCUGUUCCAACUUCAGUGAACUUUCUCCAGACAUUUUACAAUGUGACUCAGGUGUGUGUAAGGCCUCUAUGUGCUUGAAUGCACUCCCCACAACAUCCGAGCUCCUGAUGAAGACAACCGAUGGUCUCCUCGAGGACCUCCUCUUAGAUCUGGAUCAGGGCAUCAGUUAGCUCCUGGACAGUCUGAAGUGUGAUGUGGCAGUGUGGAGGAUGUGAAUGGAUGUGCCAUCCUUGAGAAGCUGCACUCAGGAACUCCUGUGGGCUGCAGAUACUACCUCAUGGUACCAGUAGUUGAAAAGGCUCGGGACCUGCCACCACCUGUAAACCACUGCUUGAUAGGGGAUGUCUCAUGAAUUCCCUUACCUAUCCAUCUGUUAUCCCACCCAUCUGUUAUAUAUAUUUACUCUGAGUUACACAAAAAAUGUGUUCCCUGUAUUUUUUUAGCAUUGAAUCUGUGUGUUAGGUCAAAAGCAACAACUGUGAUAGCUACCUAAAUUAUUCAAUGGCAGAAGAUUGUCAGGAAGCUGGGUACACUAUUCUCCAGCAGGAGGCAGUAAUAUAAAGGUCCCAUAACGAUGUGUUUUUUGUGUUGAAGAUAUAAGCCAAACUUACCUGGAUUGUCAAAAAUCAACUACCUGUGCCUCCUCAGUCAGUGACUGAACACCCUGGACAUCAGACUGUUCAUUUCUGAUUAAAAAAAAAAAAAAAAGACAAACAGAAUAUUUACAUCUCACUAAAAAAAUCAAAAGUAUUGACCUGAAAAGGUAGCAUUCUUCAAAUUAGACAUACUCAUCGUGACACCAAAAGACUUUGGACUGACAGAGGUUGGGGUUGUUUCUGUCACUGCAACUUUUUCCAUGCAACCAAAUUUGCACAAGCACUCCUGAAAAAAGAAAAGAUUACACCCUGAACCACUACAAAUAAGUAAGCAUAAACAGAAAACUUAUCAGGAUGCAGUACCCUUAUGACAUUAAAGGUUUACUGGUUUAAUCUUUGUCAAAACUACACUAACCCACAAACCAACCAACCAACCAAUCUAUCUAUCUAUCUAUCUAUCUAUCUAUCUAUCUAUCUAUCUAUCUAUCUAUCUAUCUAUCUAUCUAUCUAUCUAUCUAUCUAUCUAUCUAUCUAUCUAUCUAUCUAUCUAUCUAUCUAUCUAUCUAUCAUAAAGUUGUGAAUUACUUAAUAAAAACCAAUCCAACAACACAGCUGCACACAGCUUCAAACAACCAUCUCACUCACCGAUCCAAUAUCAACACAGCCAGCUCUACAUCAGACUUGCAGAAAACUGUUUCCCAAAGCUCUUGCCUUCAGAUAAGAGCCUGUCUGAAAUGUACUUUCAUGUUUGGCUUCUUGCUCUUGCUCUGUCUCUGUCUCUCCUUCUUCUCUCCUUCUUAACUCCUUCUUCCCGCCCUCGGACGCUCAGCGUCCGAGGGCGGGACAAAGCCCAGCAUUUAUCCAAUGAGCGUCUUGUUUUGCUGCUGGAACAACCCACUUUGAGCUUCCACAUUGAAGUCAGCCGGACGCUCAGCGCUGUGAUGAUGACUGAGAACGAAGUUGUGCCGGUUACCUGUGAUCAUCAGCUUCUGAACAAAAGAUGAAGGCUUUCUAGCGCGUAUUUAGUUAAUGAAAUGUACACAGUCUUAGAGCAAUCGCCGCUGCUUUAAAUCCUAGCCAGUACAGAAACACAGCUAUAACUCUGAGGUCAUUCAACCCAUGUUUUCAAUGUCCAUAAUCAGUUAACCAUGAAUAUUUUUCACAUAACUGUAAACAUUUCAAUGACGUUAUUUAUUGAAUAACAUUUUUCUUAUGGUAUUUUUAAUUUAUUUUGAAUACCAAUAAUGUAUAGUUUUUGAAGAUUCAACUCACAAAUAAAGACUGUUUCUCAAAUGAAUCAGAAACAAUGGCUGGAAAUGGCAGAUGGUGUCACUAAUGACAUUAACUGAUAUCACCUGCCAUGCUUGCUCAACUUAGCUACACCCACCAAAACAGUGAAGAAAGCUCUGGACUUCUCUCAUGCAUAUCAUGCUGUGAUCUCUCUGUCUUCCCUACAUUUUCCUGUUGGUUAACUAGGCAAGUUUGCCAACAUAUUAACAAGUGACGGUUUGCUCCAACAAGUGCAGCACUGCUCAUUUACAUGGUUAGCAACUUCUGCCAUACUCUGGCCUCUCUUGGUAAGGAGUGGGACUUCCCCGUUCAUAGCCAAUAGAAACAGAUAUGGGGCGCUAAUUUAAGUGAAAGCUUGAUGGGCCAACAGGCAAUAACAAUAAAAACCAGAAAAUUCUGUCUGGGAAAUUUUGAUAGGGCCACCGGGGCUUCAGAGUUCAAAUAACUCAUAUUACUAGCAUUGUCAUAUACAACUUCAAUGCAAAUUUCUCCUGUUUUUCAAUAAUAUUAAUGGAGAAAAUUAAGAGCACACCGAUCCUGAUCAUACAGCACGUUUUGAUGUAUAAUUUGUCCUACAAAUCUUCAAGCUACGCACUACUGUAUAGGGGCCUGCACUAAAGUUAAUAGCAUCUCUAUUGUGUAAGUGCCGGUGCAUUUCUCUGUGGCCCUAAUGAGGACUUUGAUUGAGAGUUAAGGUUUCAUCAAACUGCUCUAAAAGUGAUUCAGUGAUACAGAGAUAGCAAAGCAGUCCCUAAUUAGUGAUUGUGAAUUGGUCUCAGCUAUGGGCCUGGCUGGAGGCUAACAGAUUGCCACGGCAACUUGAGCUGGUUGCCCAUAACAAUAGAAGCACUGCAGGCUGAUGCAGUCAAAACGAGAAAAAGAGCUUUGUUUUUUUGUUUGUUUGUUUUUUGUUUUUUGUUUUGUUUUUUUGCUUAGGUGCUGGUCUGACAUUUGGACUUUUUUUGACAAAUCAGUAGCUCUUAUGAGGGAAGAAAAAAAAAUACAGGUUAAAAGUUUGGAUACACUUGCGUGUUACUUGCAGCACAAAGGUUUUUGUAUUUCACAAGUGAAUUCAACACUUGUAUUUACCUGUAAGUAAAAAAAUAAAAAAACAAAUAAAUUACAACACUAAAAUGUUGUAGUGGCGGCCCACCAUGCCUCAUUUCCCACCAUGCAUUGAAUUAGACAAAGUUUGUGGUUGCAAAGCUUGAGAACAAAGUGGCAUUAAGUUUUUAAGAUGUGCUUAUAAGUGGUAUUGGCCAAAAGUAAGUUUUUGGGAUGCAAGCCAAUUUAGAACCGUUAUUAUAUAACACGUACAACAUAUGUAUUAUAUAAGCAUUGAAUGCCAUUCCUCUGCGAGCACUGGGUGUGUCAAGCCACGAUCAUUUCACAGGGGUAGCUAAUCCGCUCCUGGCCAAUCUAACUGCCUGUAAAUGCAUCUUCCAGGAUCCAGGUAAUAGAAGGCAGGUAAAGGAGGUACAGAGAAGGCGGAGUUCACUGGGACCUCCCACAGAGUACAAGGCAGAUAAAAGUCCAUCACCCAGAGAAAGAAGACACUUUGAGGGACUCGACUCUCCUCUUAGUGCACCUUGCCAAACCUCUCUCUGCUCUUCUUUUUUCUCCGUGAAUUUUUACCUGUCAUCGGACAAGAUGAGAUCAAGCAUGAAAAUGUCCUCGAGCAGCACCAGAACCAGCUUUGGUGGUGGUGGUGGUGGAGGAGGUUCAUUUAGCAGUAGUUUUGGCUCUGGUGGAGGUGGUGGAGGUGGCGGUGCACGAUUUACUGCAAGAUCUGCCAUUGUUAGCGGUAACAGGGCCAUGUCAAUGGCUUCAGGUGGCAUGAGAGUCAGCAGUGGUGGAUACGGUGGUGGUGGUGGUGGUGGUGGUGGUGGUGGAUACGGUGGUGGUUACGGUGGUGGUGGUGGUGGUGGUUUCACUGUAACCAGUAUGAGUGGUGGCGGAUUUGGCAUGGGAGGUGCUGGUGGCGGCGGCUUCGGUGCCGGCAUGGGCGGCAUGGGCGGCAUGGGAACAAUCUCAAAUGUCCAAGUCAACCAAAGCCUGCUUGCCCCUCUGAACCUUGAGAUCGACCCAAAUAUCCAGACAGUCCGAACCCAGGAGAAAGAGCAGAUCAAAAGCCUCAACAACCGCUUUGCCUCCUUCAUUGACAAGGUAAGAGAUUCAUUUUCAUCACAUGUUGGCACAGCUGUCAUGAAGUUUAUUUUCUAGACAUGAACUGGUUUAAAAUUAUUUCUCAUACGUCAUAGUCUAUUUACAUGUAGAAAAAUCCAGCAUGAUGACCCCAGUGUUCAUCAGGCAGAACAGCAGAUAACAUUAGGAAUCCAUGUCUAAUGGAUGUAAUGAUGAGCUAGAGUUAAAUGGUUUGUAGGAGCAUGAAUAACUGGUGCAAGAUGCUUCUAAGGGGACCUCUGGAUUCACUUAAUAUUGCACAACAAAUGAUCAGACUCCUCAAAAAUGCUGUAACUCCUAAAGUCAAAGCUGACAAGCACCAGAUUGUAGUGUGAUUAUGAUGUGGUGAGACCCUAAUAACUGCAGGGUUGUAAAGUUCUUUCAGCAAACUCUGCAUCAGCUAACACUUCUAAGACUUCAAGUGAAACCUGACCUGCCCCUUAAACUGGUCAAUAACUGAACCCUUGCCAGCUGUCUCUGCAUAGACUGAGAGGCAGGAAACACUGGAGUGGUUGGAACCAGUGAUGCUCAGAAUUAGGGAAGGGAUCAGGUUAUCGCACACAUCCAUGGCAGCAAGACCUCACAAUGUUUUAUGGUUGCUGCAGGAAAGGCCCUUAAACUUUUGUAUUGUACAAUUUGUUCAAAUUUCCACUCAUAAUUUGAACAUUUUACUGGGUGAUGAUUAUUUUUGUAAACAAAUCUGCACUUUUUCAUGUUUGACUGAGUAAUUUGUAAAGAUAAAAAAAUGCAAGGGAGGUUCACAAUCACCCCCUUUGAGAAAAAAAAUGCUUAGUUAGCAAUUCCUUAGACAGUGCUCGUCUACAGACAGCCAUCUGCAUGCCUUUUCAAAUCCUUUAGGGAAGUUCUGUGGCAGUGAGAUGAUUCAAAAUCAUAAUUAUGAUUUGUUAUUUUAAAGCAAAGCAUGUUUUGAGCAUCAUCCGUCACUUUUACCUUCGAGUAUCAGCAUUCAACUGAUGCAUCAAUAAGUAGCUUACCGUUAAUUACUGAGGGCUGUGGCAUACAAGUUCACUAUGUGAAGUAUGCAUCUUGGAGGCAAGGGAGUGGUAAUGUCGGGGUUUGAGGGGAGGGGCAAGGCCAAGGUGUGGCAAACCUCACCUCGUCUCAAAAAAAAAAAAAAAUGUAAAGGGACAAAGUCACACCCCCAUAAGAAGAAGUUUGGCUCCGCCUGCUCUUGGGCUUUGAAGUUAGAUGCAGAUAUCUUUUCUCUGUCUCCCUUUAAAACAUGUUUGUCAGCAUGUAAGUUACUCUAAAAAAGGUUCUGACUGAGAUGGAAUUCUCUGUUGCAGUCAGCAUGCUGAAUUAAGGAUAAAAGAGGCAGUAAAUUAAGACCACAUUUCUUAAAAAGUUGUUUGGCCAGAUGGGAUCAAACAAGAGCAACUAAAACACUGCCGCCACUCCUGUUCAAAGAUAUGGAUUAUAAACAGUCUUUAUUCUGUCAAAAAAUCUAGUAAAUGUAGCAAAUACACCCCACGCCCAUUUGGGAACAUUGAGUUUGGUAAUUUAUCAGUUUCCAUUUUGUUUGUUAGCAAACAAAUAUGGGCUUCUUUCAAUGUCAGGGUAGAAAGGAGUCUAUCCUGGUCAAUGUCACAUGUUGACUUGUCAAUCAUUUAAAGCUCCACCAUGAAGUUUACUUAUUACUGCUUAAUUUAAACUAAAUGGGUUCAUAAUUUAGAAAUGAGCUUUCAGCUACAAGGAAAAAAUGUUCAAUGAUGUGAGAAAUCCAUUUUCAAUGCACUUCUGUGUUACAGAUUUCUUUGUGUUGUAUUUUGGGGCUUUUAUGCAUUUUUUAGAGGAGGUAGAUUAUGGAUACAACAAGAAAAUGGGGGAGACUGCACAGGAAAGAGGCCUAAGGUUGGAUGUGAAAAUAGGCCCCCUUACAUGACUGCGGAUGACAAAUUACUGCCCUGCAUUCUACUGAACGGAGACCAGGGAGUCCUGUCUACAAUCUGCUAUCCCUCAGUAACAGUGGACUCACACUGCACAUAUCUAUUCAUUUUUCAGGUGCGCUUCCUGGAGCAGCAGAACAAAAUGCUUGAAACCAAGUGGAGCCUGCUGCAAGAACAGACCACCACCCGCUCCAACAUUGAUGCCAUGUUUGAGGCUUACAUCGCCAACCUCCGCAGACAGCUUGAUGGGCUCGGCAAUGAGAAGGUCAAGCUGGAGGGAGAGCUGAGGAACAUGCAGGGAUUGGUGGAGGACUUUAAGACCAAGUGAGUAAACAUCCAGCACAGAUGACCUUCAGUAGCAGAUUUGUCCCAACAACUGAUUAUUUCCACUUAUUUGUCAGAUAUGAAGAUGAAAUCAACAAGCGUGCUGCUGUAGAGAAUGAGUUUGUGCUCCUCAAGAAGGUGAGAGCUGAAAAUUGUUGUUACUCUUCUGAAGAAAUUGUUUCUUUCUUUUCCAAUAUAAUCUAACAGCCAACUUUUCCUUUUCUGUUGUUGACAGGAUGUUGAUGCAGCUUACAUGACUAAGGUUGAGCUAGAAGCCAGGGUUGACGCACUUCAAGAUGAAAUCAACUUCCUCAGAGCUGUCUUUGCAGCGGUAAGAAUGCUUUUUCUUCACUUUUAUGUUAAGGCAAACACUUGUUUCACAGGCAAAAGAGAUAUAGUACUUUUUAAUUUCAUUUCUAAACACGACAUGACUCUUCUGCAGGAACUGGCUGAACUCCAGGGACAGAUCAAAGACACUUCAGUGAUUGUUGAAAUGGACAACAGCCGCAACCUGGACAUGGAUGCCAUUGUUGCUGACGUCAAGGCUCAGUAUGAGGAAGUUGCAGCCCGCAGCCGUGCUGAAGCUGAGAGUUGGUACCAGCAGAAGGUAGGUACAGAUCAACACCUCAGAUGUGAAAUAAUAAAACAUAUCCUGAAUUAUUAAAAAAAAUGGGAUAUGUAAUGACAGUCAUUUUUAGUUCCAGGAGAUUCAGGCUACUGCAGGUUCAGCCGGGGAUGACCUUCGCAACACAAAGAGUGAGAUUGCUGAGCUCAACCGCAUGAUUAGCCGUCUCCAGAAUGAGAUUGAGUCAGUGAAGGCACAGGUAUGUUCACAGUCUAAGCAGCAUGAUCUUAACUUCUUUUUAACUAUAGACCUUUAAGUCAUAUACACACACACACACACACACACACACACACACAAAAGGUAAAAAAGUAAACAAACGGUAGCAGACUUAAGUUAUAAAAGAUCCCUUUACAUACUAUAUCUGACCCUGUCUGCCUAGCGUGGCAACCUGGAGGCCCAGAUCGCUGAGGCUGAGGAGCGUGGGGAGCUGGCUGUCAAGGACGCCAAGGCCCGCAUCAAGGACCUGGAGGAGGCCCUGCAGAGAGCCAAACAGGACAUGGCCCGCCAGGUGCGUGAGUACCAGGAGCUCAUGAACGUCAAGCUUGCCCUGGACAUUGAGAUCGCCACCUACAGGAAGCUUCUGGAGGGAGAGGAGAUCAGGUAUUGAAAAGCAGAAGUUACUCUGACAUUGGUUUACAUUGUGCAGGGCCUCAGAUAAGAAUUGUUAUACUUGUUUGCAGACUUGCCGCUGGGGGUGUACAAGCAACCGUUCACGUACAGCAAUCAGCCUCAAGCUUCGGUACGUAUAAAAAAGUCAUCAAAUGUUUGCUUGAUACCCAAAAACCUAAGAUUUGAAAGAUUCAUGAGAUUUUCAUUUUAUCCAAAACCACAGGUGGUGGCGGUGGAGGUGGCGGCGGAUACGGCGGCGGAUACGGCGGCGGAUACGGUGCUGGCGGUGGCGGUGGCGGAUACGGUGCUGGCGGCGGCGGCGGCGGCGGAUAUGGUGGUGGCAGCAUGAUGAUGAGUGGUGGUGGCGGAUACGGUGGCAGCAGCUUCAGCAGCGGCGGCGGUGGGAUCGCAGUAUCACGGUCCAGCAUGACAUCCACCCGGCGUUUUUAAAGUCAGCAGCUGUCCUCUCCUCCUCUUUUUUCUCCCUCCACCUCCUUUUUCUCCACCUCUUUUACCUUAUGCUACUCAUAAAAGCCUUCACCACCUCUGAACAUAAACCAGACCCUGGAAAAUUUCUGUUCCACCUUGAACAAAUGGCAGAUUGAUGUAAUGGCACAGUCUCUUUUGGUGCUUAGUCCCUGUGUUGCUCCUCCCUCUUUGACACCACGGGGUGAGAGAUAACAUCAAAAACACACGUAGAGGCAGAGUGUUUUUUAAACCCAAAAAGAGCAGCAGAGUUGUGAGUCGUCCUCUCUUUUUUAAUAACAGUCAGCCUGGCUGUCCUUUGCUUGAUCGAUGUGCUGUCAUACAGACAAGAAGAUACUUGUAGUGUCAUGUCAGAAAAUCUUUACAAAGCCACAAGCAAUGUACACAAAAUGACAACAGUGGAUGUAAGAUUUUAG